Saprolegnia parasitica CBS 223.65 is the source of this 168-nucleotide messenger RNA. RefSeq lists its product as hypothetical. NCBI's taxonomy places the organism in Eukaryota, Oomycota, Saprolegniomycetes, Saprolegniales, Saprolegniaceae. Bases 1 to 168 code for a protein of 55 amino acids. The record is from RefSeq and is a predicted model, not a curated record. The transcript has 2 exons.
AUGGCUACGGCGGUUGGCGCCGCCAAGGCCAAGACCAAAGGCAAGCGGCUGCUCCAGGAAGUCUUGAAUGCCCAUGGCGACAUUGAAACCUCUGAGGAAAAGGCAUCGGCGCUCGCCAACUGGAACAAGCGCAAGACCCUCGCACAGGCCAGCGGCGGUCGCGAUUGA